Messenger RNA from Mya arenaria, 2049 nucleotides. RefSeq lists its product as uncharacterized. The transcript is spliced from 8 exons. Gene Ontology annotation, biological process: signal transduction. NCBI's taxonomy places the organism in Eukaryota, Metazoa, Mollusca, Bivalvia, Myida, Myidae. The record is from RefSeq and is a predicted model, not a curated record. Bases 33 to 1283 code for a protein of 416 amino acids.
CUCCCUUGCUUCCACGUCAGUAUUUGUUUACGAUGGAAUCUACUUUGUCUCAUAUACCCGAUCUUCCACCGGAUAAGGAUUUUCAUUUGUUUGUCUGUUAUAUUCGGGAGAAUUUACAUGAUGUGCACACAAUCGUUGCUAACCUUGAGAGGGCAGGAUUGCAGUGUUGUUACCAUGAGCGUGAUUUUACACCAGGGAGUUCCAUAUUGGAUAACAUGAUGUACACUAUCAGUCGAAGCCUACAUAUGCUUGUUGUUCUAUCCGAAGACUUUGUAAACAGUCCAUAUGCUGUUCAUGAACUUAACGAGGCACUGCACAUCCGAAUAAGCGAGGGUUACUCUAUUAUCCCUAUAAAAAUCGAGCCAUGUCAGGUACCGGAUGCGAUGAAACACAUCACCUGGAUCGAUGCAGAAAACGAUGAUGUAAAUGAUAUGCACCAUAAGAUCCUCGAUGCCUUAUUGAAAACAGACACGAGUUUCGAGCUGAAAAACACCAACAACGGCCAGUCUUUGCUCUUUAAGCUGAUGCCUUUUGCCGGUUGUCUGAGCUUUACAAGAUACGGGCUGGUAUUCGACUACCACGACAGACAAGAGAUUUGGAGGAACGGGUUUAAGUUGAGCACACAAAACUUGGACACAUUGGAAGAGCUUGUGACUAAAUCGGCCUUUGUUCGAUACCGGCACGUUUUUAAAAGAUUCAAGUUUAUAACAUUUAUUGUUUACAUCUUAAUGUCGCUCCUGUCGAUGUUUGUCGGUUCCAUCUUUACUACAGUGGCGGCGGCUCGCGGAACACAACAUUCAUCUGACCAUUCUACAGAUGCGUUUUUAGGCUGUGCAUUUUGGAUAUUAAUGACAUCCAUUGUACCUCUAGCAUGCUGUUGCGCGGAUUGCCUGUCGUGCUUUCAGCUAAUGAAGGGUUUGCGAAUAAAGGCAUGGAGAAAAUUGAUAGACGACUUAUGGCUGAUAAAUAAAAGAGCAAGAAAACGAAAGCUCCUUAUCUUCUAUGACCUCGAUAGGGACGCUUUAAGAAUAAUGCGGUACAACUUCAAUCCUUGUAUGGCAUAUUUUCUUCGACGAUGUGAAAGGAAAGAGACGAUGCAAAGAUUGAAGGUCGAGGAUGAAACAUUGAAAGACUACGCCGUUCGUCUAUUUGAUGAUUUUUUGGAAUCUGACAUGUCCCGCCUGUUUCACCCAGAGCCCGGUCUGGAGCGCCACAAGAUGACGAAUGGUGCUCGCUGUAUUUGCAUUCAAGUUGAAGAAUCACUGGAUCUUGACAAGUUGUAGAUAUUCGAUAUCAUGAUCCAACGUUUGUGAACUAUGUCUUCGUGAAAUGCAUUGCUACAUAGUGAAACGAAAAGUAAAAUAUAAUGUGUAAAUAUUGUUUACAAUGCGCAGUAGGAAUAUUACUUCUUAUUGCAUGCUUUCGGUGGUUUAUCGAAACACCCAAAAGUAAAUAUUUCACUCUGUUCAAAUGUAGUUGUUGCUGCUUACUCUGUGCAACAAAUUGCUUUCUUAGAAUGAAACCAACAAUUACCCUUUAUAUGAAUGUUUAUUUUCCAAUAUAGCCACGUUCAAGAUAAACCUAUUCCAUAAAUGUUUCAUCCGUUCAACUGUUUACAAAUAUGUAAUACUUUCACAUUUGUCCUGAGAACUAAAAACAACCAAUCUUUUAACACUACAAAUGUAUGAACAAAUUUGUAUUUUGUAUCCAUUAUGUGUAGAAAUAACUGACUAAUUGUAUUGUUAGGAAUCUUUCAAAAUUUGUAUUUAAUGCUAUGACAAAACAUACUCUUGCUAUCUGCUUCUUGAUUUGGUGUAAUGUAUUCCUUUAUCAAUGUUAUAUAUAUAUGUAUCUUGUCUAGCUUAAACUAAUACUUGUCAGUUAUUAAUGUGUUUAAUUGUUGAUUUUGAUGAGGCCAAUUGUGUAUAUAUUAUGAUGGUUGUGGCCAAAGCGGGCAUUUAUUCGCCAAUACUAAACUGCUGAGAUUAAGCAUCUUGCUAUGAACUGAACUCUUUGAAAUAAACGUGAAUAAAUUGAAGCAAACAACCA